This is a messenger RNA of Lagenorhynchus albirostris (white-beaked dolphin), 8455 nucleotides long. It is a transcript of the gene SSH1, whose product is annotated as slingshot protein phosphatase 1. The record is from RefSeq and is a predicted model, not a curated record. The transcript is spliced from 16 exons. Gene Ontology annotation, biological process: protein dephosphorylation; actin cytoskeleton organization; negative regulation of actin filament polymerization. Lineage: Eukaryota; Metazoa; Chordata; Mammalia; Artiodactyla; Delphinidae. Gene Ontology annotation, cellular component: cytoplasm. Gene Ontology annotation, molecular function: actin binding; protein tyrosine/serine/threonine phosphatase activity. The coding region runs from base 475 to 3546 and encodes 1023 amino acids.
CAGCAUCCUGUGUGGAGGGGAGCUUUUGGGGGGCUCUAGCUGAUCAGUGUGUCAGGCCCACUGCAAAGCCGUAGGAGUAAAGUGAUUAGAGGAACUUCAGCUGUUUUGCUCCCUGUGAAUGGCCCUCUUUCAUCAGGAUGUGCAGGGACAAGGGCCUUUUUAAACCCAAAUAUCAGGGAAGGACGAGAGUUCCACCAGAGCCAUUUGCCGUCUGGGUGGGAACGCCAUCGGGACCGGGACUCUGCUUUCCUGGACGGCUCCGUCCAGCCUCUUCUUCAGACGUUUAUCCUUCUCUGGAGGGCGGGAAAGGCAGGGGCUGGGGGCAGUUCAAUUCAUGAUGUGACCACAGCAGUCCCGGACCUUUUCUGUUGUACUGACGUCUGCACCUCCAGCCAGCCAGCUCCCUACUUCUGCUCUUCAGAGGUUUCCAGCCCAAGUUAGAAAUGUAAGGGAAACCAAGGGGAAUUUUUGCCCAUGAUUUCCAAGGCAAAGGUCACCGUCAAUGGUUGGCUGUUUCCAGAGGGCUCAGGUUUCUGCUUAAGUGAGAGUUUUUUCAUGGUGAAAGGAGCAGCCCUCUUCUUACAACAGGGAAGCAGCCCUCAAGGCCAGCGGAGUCUUCAGCAUCCCCACAAGCAUGCAGGGGACCUGCCUCAACAUCUUCAAGUAAUGAUCAACCUUCUGCGUUGUGAAGAUAGAAUCAAGCUGGCCGUGCGCUUGGAGAGCGCCUGGGCUGAGCGGGCCCGCUACAUGGUGGUGGUGGACAGCAGCGGGCGCCAGGACACGGAGGAGAGUAUCCUGCUGGGAGUCGACUUUUCCAGUAAGGAAAGUAAAAGCUGUACCAUUGGGAUGGUUCUCCGACUGUGGAGCGACACAAAAAUCCACCUUGACGGAGACGGUGGAUUCAGCGUCAGCACGGCAGGAAGGAUGCACAUCUUCAAGCCCGUGUCUGUCCAGGCCAUGUGGUCUGCCCUGCAGGUCCUCCACAAGGCCUGCGAGGUGGCACGCAGGCACAACUACUUCCCCGGGGGCGUGGCGCUGCUCUGGGCCUCCUACUACGAGAGCUGCAUUGGCUCCGAGCAGAGCUGCAUCAACGAGUGGAACGCCAUGCAGGACCUGGAGUCCACGAGGCCCGACUCCCCCGCCCUGUUCGCGGACAAGCCAACUGAAGGGGAGAGGACGGAGCGUCUCAUCAAAGCCAAACUCCGGAGCAUCAUGAUGAGUCAGGACCUGGAGAACGUGACGUCCAAGGAAAUCCGUAAUGAAUUAGAGAAACAGAUGAACUGUAACUUGAAAGAAUUCAAGGAAUUCAUAGACAACGAGAUGCUCCUUAUCUUGGGACAGAUGGACAAGCCCUCCCUCAUCUUCGACCACCUUUAUCUCGGCUCUGAAUGGAAUGCAUCCAAUCUGGAGGAACUGCAGGGCUCAGGUGUUGACUACAUUUUAAACGUCACUAGAGAAAUAGAUAAUUUUUUCCCUGGCUUAUUUGCGUAUCAUAACAUCCGAGUCUAUGAUGAAGAGACCACAGACCUCCUCGCCCACUGGAACGAGGCGUACCAUUUUAUAAACAAAGCAAAGAGGAACCACUCCAAGUGCCUGGUACAUUGCAAAAUGGGCGUCAGUCGCUCUGCUUCCACGGUCAUAGCCUACGCGAUGAAGGAAUUUGGCUGGCCCCUGGAGAAAGCCUACAACUACGUGAAGCAAAAGCGCAGCAUCACACGCCCCAACGCGGGCUUUAUGAGGCAGCUGUCUGAGUAUGAAGGCAUCUUGGACGCCAGCAAACAACGGCACAACAAGCUGUGGCGCCAGCAGCCUGUGGAUGACCCAGCGGGGCCUGGGGACUUCCUGCCGGAGACCCUGGACGGCAGCCCGGAAGCCCAGCCGCCCUGCCUGGACGCCGCCGCCCAGCCUGGGUUCCCGGGCAGCGGGACCCCGGGGGGACCCGCUCUCCCCUGCUGUCUCCGGCGACUCUCAGACCCCCUGUUGCACUGCCCCAGAGACGAGACGGGCGGCUGGGUCCACCUGGAGGAUCUGGAGAGGGAUGCUCUGCUGGAAGAAGCCGCUCAGCCGGCAGAGGCAUCCAAGCCGGCCGGACACGCCCCAGGAGGUCCUGGACUCUGUGAGAAGGAAGUGAAGAAGAAACCAGAGUUUGGGAGCCCCCACGCCCGGGGUGGCGCGUCGCCACAGGUGGAGGAGAUGGAAAGGGAGGAGGCCCCGGGAGCAGGGAAGUGGGGGCAGCCUGUUACUGAGCUCGAUAACCUGCUGAAUUGGGAAAACCUAAAUAACAACAACAGCAAGAGGAGCUGCCCGGACGACUUCGAGCACGAUGCGAUCUUUGGGAUCCUUAACAAAGUGAAGCCUUCCUACAAAUCCUGCGCCGACUGCAUGUACCCUGCAGCCAGCGGGAUUCCCGAGGCCUUCGGGGAGCGAUGCAAGAACCCCGGUGCUCCCGCCAUCUGCACCCAGCCCACCUUCCUGCCCCACCUCACGUCUUCCCCCAUGGCCCAUGUGGCCAGCAGGUCCCGAGCUUCAGAGAAACUGUCCUCUGGCCCAACCGAAACUCCCCCAUGCCUACCACCAGCAGGCUCGAGGAGGCCAGACAUCAGUAGCCCUGGGGCUGCGGCUGCCCCAGAGCUACCAGCCAGCCUUUUGGAACCUUCCAGAGAGACUCACAAAGUCCUACCAAAGUCCCUCCUUUUGAAGAAUUCUCACUGUGUUAAGAACGCUCCCAACAUGGAAGUAGCGAAGGACGACUCGCCACCCAAGAAAGAUCCGAAGCCAGCCAAGGACCUGCGGCUCCUGUUCAGUAAAGAAGCCGAGAAACCGACAGCCAACAGCUACCUGAUGCAGCACCAGGAAUCCAUCAUCCAGCUGCAGAAGGCGGGCUUGGUCCGCAAGCACACCAAAGAACUAGAGAGGCUGAAGGGCACGCCGGCCGACCUGGCGGCCCCCUGCAAGGAUGGCCCCGCCAGCAGGCUGGAGGCCAGCAUCCCCGAGGAGAGCCAGGACCCGGCUCUGCCUGGCCAGGCCCAGGGCGACGAGAAGCCCGAGGCUGGCCCCCCUCCGUCAGAAGGAGCCCCACUGAAGAGCCCCCCGCUCUUCCUCUGCCGCCCAGACCACACCAGUCACUUCUCAAAAGACUUCCUGAAGACCAUCUGCUACACCCCGACCUCAUCCUCCAUGAGCUCCAACCUGACCCGGAGCUCAAGCAGCGACAGCAUCCACAGCGUCCGUGGGAAGCCCGGGUUGGUGAAGCAGCGCACGCAGGAGAUCGAGACCCGGCUCCGGCUGGCGGGCCUCACGGUCUCGUCCCCGCUCAAGCGCUCUCACUCCCUCGCCAAGCUCGGGAGCCUCAACCUCUCGACGGAGGACCUGUCCAGUGAGGCCGACGUGUCCACCGUGGCUGACUCCCAGGAUGCCAGGUUGAGCGAGUCUUCCUUCUUGCAUGAGCCCCCAGUGGCCCCCAGGAACCCAACUGCAACCUCUAAACCAUCAGGGAAAUCUGCCCCGGAAAACUUGAAAAGCCCUUCGUGGAUGAGCAAAAGCUGACCCGCCUUUGGCUGCGUUUGGACUUCUGUGAUCCCUCCUUUAGUUUCACUGUGGAUUUUGGUCCACCCCUUCUGCCUUGAUUUCCUUUAAAUAAUUGGCGUUAUCCUUACUUUUCCUCCCCUCUUGCGGCAAAGGGGAGAAGAAGAAACAACAAUACCUAACAUACAGCACAAGAAGAAAGGGGAGCAUUGGUUUUGUGGCCUGGGGGAACCAGCAGCUGUUGACCAGUAGACUCUGACUCCAAAUGAGGUGUUCCGGGUGCUUCUUGUGUGUUAAGAAGAGCAUUUAUACAGCGAUGCACACACAUCAAAAAUCCUCUGGCACGGGGCUUCCCUGGUGGCGCAGUGGUUAAGAAUCCGCCUGCCAAUGCAGGGGACACGGGUUCGAGCCCUGGCCCGGGAAGACCCCACAUGCCGCAGAGCAACUAAGCCCGUGCGCCACAACUACCGAGCCUGCGCUCAUAGAGCUCACGCUCCGCAACAAGAGAAGCCACGACAAUAAGAAGCCCGCUCACCGCAGUGAAGAGCAGCCCCUGCUCGCCACAACUAGAGAAAUCCCGUGCACAGCAAUGAAGACCCAACACAGCCAAAAAACAAAACAUCCUCCGGCACAACCUGCAAAGGAAUAGCUGUGGCAUUGGCAUCGCCACCACGGCACGUGUCCUAGCUCAUUCAGGCCCUUCUGGGAAAACUCCUGGAUGGCAGUAGAAGUCCUACCUCUGAUCCUGCUCUGCUUUUUAUUUUUAAACUCCAAUAAUGACCAAGGCUCAUUCCAGGGAAAAAUGCUGUGUCAGAAAAGAUUUUUCCGAAAGAGAACUUUCUGUUGUGCGGUUGUCAGGACCCCAAAAAGUAUUAAGACUUUUAAGGUGCCUGCGCCAAACACUGCUAGUUAAAGUGACACGAAGGCGCGAAUGCUGCUGUCAGACCGACUCCAGGGUGAGUGGAGGUCCUCUGAGCAGCUGACUUGCCUGUCCUGGCGUGUUGUCACAGCUGAGUGACGUGUGUCUGGCCGGCCCUGGGGUGAGGUGGGGGGAAAUGUGUGUGGGGUCCUCAGUUUGUUGCUAAAGGUCAGUCUUCAGUUGUCCCCCAUCUGGGGAGAAGGACCCACAAAGUAUCAUUGAGUCUUAUCUGCUGCGGAACCCAAUGCGGUCGUGUUGUGGUUCGUAGGGACUCAAGUGUCUGGCGGGGCCGGGGAUUCUGAGAUGUGGGUCACCCCGUCAGGAGCCCCAGCACUCAGGUUCAUUAGGUCACAUGUACUCACGUUUGGGGAGGAAAAGGAGAUUGCAGCAGUGAGGAACGCUCAGUCACUCUCAAGGAACAACUUAGCAGCAGCUUCUCUGAGAAGUGGGACUGGGGGAAGCCCUGGCAGACGUUUACAGUCGCCCCUUCCUGCGGUGAGAACGCUGCUUCCUGCUUCUCUGCGGCUCUUCCCAGUGGGCAGGACAGCGCGUGGUCCUGAGUGUCUGGGAGUAGUCCCUCCAAGGAUCUUGAGUGGAGGGACUCCUCUGAUGUUGGCCAGCAAGGCAGGAUGUUAAAAUAUUUUGGAGAGAGAGAAGAGGUCUGUUAAGUUUAAUUCAGGGGUCAGCAAACCAUGGUGUAUGGCCCCAAGAGCUAAGAUUGUUUUUUAUAGUUUUAAGGGAUUAUCAAAAAAUUAACAAAUAGGCGACAGAGACCAUGUAGCCUGCAAAGCCUAAGCUAGCUACCUUGCGAUCAGGCUCUUUAUAGAAAACUUUCGCCGAGCCCUGGCCAGUGAAACUAGAAAUCCUUCAAGGGCCAGCCAAAUUCCAAACGUGGGCAAAUGAGUCGCCCUCUUACGCUGGUCAGAACCGGGCCCCCAAGAGUAGCCCAGGCAGGGUCUGCAGGAAGAAGGCUAGUCCGUAUUUCAGCUAGUGGGUAGAGUUUUUGCAAAAACCCUCUCUCCAGAAACUUUUUCUCCCUGGCCUUAUUUUUUUUAUUAAAGUAUACGUUAUUUUACCCUAUCGGAAUUUGUUUUCCCACCACUGUCAACUGAAAUCAGCUUAAAAGGUGAUUAUCCACUUAUUGCGGAAAACCCAGUUGGGUUUCCUCCUCUCUCUCAGCCAACAAGAGCACAGUCUCAAAAAAUAUAUAUCAGGUUCAGCGUUUUGCCAAAUUAAAUUUCAUGUGGUGGAUCAACUUUUGUGUCAAAAUAAUUCUUUAAAUUUGAUGAUGCCAGGCUUAUGUUGGUUUUUUAACCAUGCCUGGGUAUGAUAUAGUUUUGAAGACCUUAAUUUUGAAAGCCAUAAUUCUUCUUAUCCAGUUAAAGGGUGGGAGGAGGAUUACGAAUACUAGUGGGUCUCUGGCUUUUGGCAAAGUUAUCCAUUCGCUGUCAGGAGCUAGUCUAUCGGUAUCUAAACAGACCGGGGCCCAGGUGCCCAUCAUCAGAGCAAAAUUGAUGGAUGACACUGUAGCCUGGAGAAGAGGGUGAAGGCUUUUCUCUGAGACCCAGAUCAGCGGCACACAAACAUAUGGCAGAUUGCUAUUUUAAAUGUUAUACUAACAAGACAAGAGCAUUCUCCCAGGCUUGGAGACACCUUGGCAAAGACAGAUUCCUACCGGUCUCUGAAAAGAAAGCUUACGCCGUAAGCUGUGCCACAUCUUGACCAGUGCUUCACCUGUAAGCUUAGCAGAUGGGGGAGAUUCCGAAUGUAGGCGGCAGUGGUUUAUGCUGUGAAAGUCACUGAUUUUGGUGACCGCCAUCUUCGUGGAAUGCCUUUGUCGAACUAGGCGAGAACAAAAGCUUUCUAAAUAAGCUCAGUACCCUGUGAAUUCAGCUGCAUUUCCUCUUCCACCUCACCUUUCCCUCCCUUGCACUCUCAUUCACGUGGCAUGCCAAAAUUAGAGCGAACUCCUCUAGGUCUUCCUCUUGCAACGAUACAGGGAGGUCUUCUCAUCAAGUUUUGUUGUGUCGAAGAGGAGAGGUGGUCACAGAGAGAGGGGAAACCGUGCUGCCCUUGAUCGGGACCUGACCUUGCCGAUUUCCAUGUCUUUGUCUUGUAGCUACUUCAGGGCCUUGGAGCAAUGUGCAUCAUUCCAUGAACUUCUUGACAACAAGGUUCUUGCCCCCAGUCUCACCUGCCUCCUUGGUCUCAGUGCAGGCACCAGUGCCAACCUCUCGGCUGCCAGACAGCUCUCUGCUGGGUGGAGGUACCCGGUCCAUCAGGCCAGCAGGUUACUCUGUCCAGCUCCCUUCCGCUCCAUCCCACCCUCUCCAGCUAAAAAGCAUUCCAGCCCUUUCUAAAGCCUUUUCCCUCCUGGAUAAGCCCAGAGGAUGCCUGGGAUGGAACCAAAGAGGCCAUAGAAUUAACAUCGUCAGGACAACCCUGUACGUCGGCACUGUGCACAGGUGCCAUCCCAGGAGGCUGAUGGAUCCCCUGCUCCCCUGGGGCCCCUGCUCCCUAGUGAGAGGAAAUGCUGUCAUGUAGUCGAGAGCAUGUGAGUAACCUCACCCAAAGUGUCCGAAGAGUGACUUGCUGUCUGUUGGCUGGAAACGUUUGGUACCAGAACACAUUUCCCAGAACCCUGCUCUGGCUCGCCACCCGGCAGGGCUUCCCCGCCCCCACGCGGCCGGCACAGUGACGGCCGCCCCUUCACCUCCGGCAGGGGAGCCAGGCGGGCAGGAGAUUUGUGACAUCGGGACAGCGUGGUGCAGGGUCACCGGCUGCUGUCCCACCCCCAGCGUCUCCCCGACGCGGCAUGCCAAAUGAAGGUACUUAUGGACCCCCGUGCUCAGCUCCUUGGUCUUUUUAUUGUCUGCUCUGCAGUUGAAUACGUAUAUGUAUGAGUUCACUCUGCACAAAUAUAUAUAUUUGAAUCUGUCUCUCUAUCACUUGAAUCAGAGCAUCACGUGCAUCCCUCCUCCCUCACGUACACGCACACCGUGUCACCCGAGCUAUGAAGCGGGUCACCUUGAACGGUCUGGAGCGACACAGUGCGGUGCUGCCCUCGGUGGGUGUGGAUGUGACCACCUCGUCUUUGUCUUGCAGUGGGUGCUGCAGCCCCGGCCUGUGUCGGUCUCUUAGCAGGAGUCUUAGAACCAGACCCCCGGUCCUCUGCUGUCCUUUCUGUCGGCCGCGCUGCUCACGGAGAUGGCUGCUCCCUCCCUGCCUCCUUCCUGACACUGUAAUUAUUGUUUUACAAUCGAGUGCCUUAAUAAUAGUUUACAAAUACUGUGUAUUUAUGGGCAACCGUUAAGCUCUCGCCUUCUGUGAUUGGAUACUUUGCCUCGUCAGUGGUGGUUGGCGUUUUUAGGGCUGGAGCUUGCCUGCCCCAUGCUUGUGCUGGUCUGUUGUGCGGCUUCUCGCACCUGCCCGCAGCCAGGCCAGGAGCGUUGCUAGAAACGGCGCUGGCGGUUUCUGUUGGCAAGGCGGGCACGGUUUCAGCCACGGCCUGGUCCGUAGUAAGCGAGGAAAGAACGGGAUUGGUUUGCUGGCCAGCCGGGGGGUGGUGGCGCGGUCCAGGCUCCCCCUGGACCGCAGCCCAGCCCCUUCCCUGUUCCCCCCAUCACGCAACUGUACUCCUGUUCAGUAGAGUUUUUAUUACCACCUAGGCCCCCCCUGUUUUCCUCUCUACUGGUGUCCUGAGCUCUUUGCAACAAAAUGCAGGUACAGACCGCCAUCAGGAGCUCCACAAGAUGGGCUGCCCUUUGGUUUUCAGAAGCCGCCAGUGGGUUCCAGUGUGUUGUGUUAUGAUAUCAAUGAUUUUUUUUAUUAUAUUGUUUUUCUUCUUGUUUUUUUUUAUAUUAUAUAUUUAAAAGGCAGUAUCUUUUGUACUGUGAAUUUGCAGUAGAAGAUGCAGAAUGCACUUUUUUUUUUUUUUUUACUUCUGUUGGUGUGUACUGUAUAUAGUCUGUGUGCUUCUUGUGAUGAAAAUAAACUUUUUCUUUAUAAAUG